Anopheles cruzii is the source of this 8738-nucleotide messenger RNA. RefSeq lists its product as uncharacterized. The record is from RefSeq and is a predicted model, not a curated record. NCBI's taxonomy places the organism in Eukaryota, Metazoa, Arthropoda, Insecta, Diptera, Culicidae. Gene Ontology annotation, cellular component: cytosol. Gene Ontology annotation, molecular function: mRNA binding. The coding region runs from base 44 to 3664 and encodes 1206 amino acids. The transcript is spliced from 5 exons.
GAUUAUUCGAAACGUACUUUUAGAAGCGACCAAUUAAAAACCUAUGAUGACUGAAACCGAGAAGAAUGCCGUAGUCGCAACCGCGGAAGCAGAAGCUGAAGCCGAGGAAACUACCAAUGCCGAUAAUGAUGGAAAUGAGGGAGAAACUCAAAAGGACAAUGAGCACCAACGUAAAAUUAACGUCGGGAACUUACCCAAGGAUGUUACUGAACAGCAGCUUAGGGAUCACUUUGCCGGUCACGAGAUAGAGCGCGUUGAUAUUUAUCACUAUCUACGCAACACGCUGGCACUGUUGCUGUUUAAGGAUAAGAACAGCGCCCAGAAGGCGAUCGAUGAGAAGGAUGGGACAAUGUUGAACGAGCGUCGUUUGCGCAUUCACAUGGAGUACAUCACGAUUCGUUACACGAAGAAGGAUGUUAUUGUGAUGGUCGUCGACGAUGACAUGACCGAGGAAAAGCUCUAUGAUCUUGUGAAGGAACACAGCGAAGUGACGCAGGUAUUCAUCUUUCAUCCGCUGGGAUACGUGCAUCUUGGCAAGGAUGCCGAUAAAACCGCCGUGCUGGAGAAGUUGAAUUCUUCCGGAUUGAAGGCUUACGACGUGAACGGACGCGAUCAGAACCAGCACGUUGAUUUGUGGCGUGCGGCCAAACUGUUCUUCCGCAACCGCAACCGUGUGCAGCUGCUGAAUGUUCCGCAGAAAUGGGUCGAGGAUACUGAGGAGCUGAAGAAAGCUUGCUCAGAGGCCGGCACCAUUACGGAGGCGGUGGCUAACAACGUAAACCAAUCAUCGUCGAACUAUUACGCGCGGAUCUUCUAUGAAACGGAGGAGCAGGCGCAAAAGGCGGCCGAACUGCUGAAUGGCAAAGUGUUCGACGGAAAGCGCAUCCACGCCUUGCACCUGUCAUCCGCUCUGUUGCCGAACUAUAAAACAUCCGUCUACUUGACGUCACUCGACCGUUCCGUUACCGAGGAGCAAGUGUUCGAUCACUUCAAACAGUAUGGCGAUAUCGAUUUCGUGAAUCGACGUAACUGUGGAGAUAAUGCGAUCAUCUGCUUCAAGUCCGAAGAGGCAGUAGAGAAGGCACUUGCCUGCACCACGUUCCCGGCCCCAACCGAAGCCAACAAGGAAGCUACCAAACCGAUCACGGUGAAGAAAUAUGAUGGUCCUUUGGUGUUGCGCGUGGCUGCCGUGAAGCGAAAGGCUACGGCGCGCCCAACUGACGGAAAACCACGCGAUGGACGCUCGCAGCGUGGCGGUGAGGGUGACAAGUCGCUCAAAGAAACUCUGUUCAAGCUACAGACGCUGUAUCCAGUGUACGUGUCUAACAUCCCGUUCAGCUGCCCAUCACACGUGCUGAAAGAGUUCUUUUCGGCACAUGACGGCGAGGUAAAGUUCAUCUUUUCACCGCAGCAUUUGGCCUACCGGCUAAGCGCCCCGCAGCCGGUUAAAACAGCCAUGAUUUACUACACGCGCCGCAACGAUGCUCUGAAUGCGACCAAAAUGUUUGACAAAAAAGUGCUUAACAACCACCAUCUGUACGUGCUGCCCGGACGUGCCGAUUCGUUCUUCAACCAGCAGAAAACCCUCAAGCUUUCCAAAAUCAACGAAUCCCUGUCGGAGGAUGCCAUUUUCCGCAAGAUGCGCCCAUUAGGUAAAGUUGUACGAUUGACGAAAAAGAGUCGUUCGGUGGCAUUCGUUGAGUUUGUCGACGCUGCCGAUGUUGAAAAAAUUCUGAAGAUGAAACAAGACGAGCUGCCGGUCAGUUGUGUCUUUUCGAAGAUCACAAAAGACCUCAGCCGCCGCCUGUACAAUGAAUCUGAUCCUCGCAUUCUUGGCACCAUCGUUCGGCUGUUGCGCCGCAACCCGAAAAUGCUGAACAAGACGACCGGGGCAGGGCCGCUCAUGGGCACCAAUAAUAGUCCUCAUGCUGCCGGAGGUCCCGGUCCGUUCCACGGUGGCAAGCGUCCCCGAAUCAGUGGUCCACCUGGUUUCGGAAAUCCACCUCACUUCAAUCCCAAUAACGGUGGCAAUAAUAUGAAUAACAACCAAGCUAUUCAAGACCUUUUACGGUUGGCAUUUAUGUCCGGCAAGAACGUAGGCGAAAGCUUGGCGGCCGGUGGUGGCGGUGGUGGCAAUCAGGGCCACAACCGCGGCGGUAAUUCGUUCAACUCCGUCGACCCACCAAUUUCCAACCAAGGCGGCGGUAACAAUAGUGGCAACGCCUUUGGUGGUGGUGACGGUGGCUUCGGCGCCGGUGGCGGUGGUGGCCGCAAUCUGAACAACCGUCAAAACAACUCGAACUUCCGCGGCGGCAACCGCAACAACCAGAACUCUAACGUCGGUGGCAAUCGUGGCCUCGGCGGUGUUGGUGGCAAUAUCAACAGUAGCAACACUACCGGGAACAAUAAUUUCGGCAACAACCAGAACCCGAACAGUGGUGGCCCCCGUGGUGGCGGUGGUGGCAGUGGUGCCGCCGGCGGUUCCGUAGGUGGUGGCGGUGGUCUUAUGAACAACCGCAACAACAUGAACAACCGUAACAAUAACCAAAAUAUGAACAAACGUGGAGGAGGAAAUAUGCAGCAACAGUCGCCGUUGCAGGGUACGGUUGUUGGAGUUGCUUCGGGAGGCAACCAAAACAACAAUAGCAACAACAACAAUAAGGGAGGCAUGCGGGGCAAUAACCAGGCCCAGGGUCUCGCUAGUGGUGGAAUGGGCGGUAGUGGAGGAGCUGGUGGCAAUAUGGCUAUGGUGAAUCGUCCGAACAAUAUGGGCGGCGGGGGUAACCGGAACAAUCAGAACCGCAACAACAACUACAACGACAACAACUCGUUCGGUGGUGGUAGUAUGGGCGGUGGUAACAACAAUAGUGGGUUUGGAGGAGUUGGUGGUGGCAACAACUUCUCGAAUGACAACUUCGGUCGCAACAAUGAUAACAAUUUUUCCAACGACAACUUUGGCGGUGGUCGCAACGACAGUUUUUCGAACGAUACCAAUUUUGGCGGCGGCCGUAACAACUUUGGCAACCGUGGCAAUAACGACAACUUUGGCGGCAACCGUAAUGACAACUUUGGUAACAACAGAAACGACAACUUUGGUGGCGGCGGCGGAAACUCCAAUUUUGGAGGAGGUGCCAGCUCGUACGGCGGCGGCGCCGGCGGUAGUGGCAGUGGUGGUAGUCGCUUUAACAACGACAGCGAUGGUCUUUUCGGUGGCAACAAUGUGGGUGCGGCGGGUGGCAGCAACACUUUUAAUAGUGGCAUGAACAGCCGAGGCAACAACUCGUCCAACAAUCGCUUUAGCGAUGAUAAUGUUGGCGCUAAUUUUGGCGGCGGUGGCAACAGCAACCGUGGCGGCAACAACUACAACGAUAACAGUAGUUUCGGUAACAACAACCGCGGAAACAACCAAAAACCGCAGUCACUGUUCAAUCUGGGCGGUGGUGGGGGUUCCAUCGGCUCCGCUAAUUCCAAUAUGUCGUACAAUAAUUUCGGCGGAAACUCCAAUUCUGGCAAUGCCUUCCGCAACAACGACAACAACAGCGGCGGCGGAGGCGGUAAAAGCUGGACCAGUAAUAACAGCGGCCUCGGAGGAGGUGGCCGGUCCAACAAUAAUCAGGACAACAUCGGUCGUUUGGCCGGAAGCCUGUUUAGCCGCCGGUUUUAAGUACCUAAAGCCGGCUUUGCUUACUUGAUGUAAUGACCGAAGAGAAAGGAACACCACAUGCGUACCAAGUGUGCGCGCCGUGGCAGUAGACAGGUUUUCAAAGCAUAACGAGAUCGGUUGUAGAAUCAUACCAGUAUGUAAUUACUUGCAUAAGUUUUCACCAUCUUUUUAUUACCCACCAAUAUCCAGCCCAGCACAUCCUUCGGGAGGAGCGGGUCAGAAGGGCGCAAAGCAUCAGAAUGGAAGUUUAAUAGUAUAGACAGAACAGGAUUUUAUGUUUGCGAUGAUUGCGAUGCGUGGUGUCCACUAACCUGUGCGAUCUAUACUACAGUAGGCUUUAAUUUAUUACUUUACCUUUGACGACUUCCGAGUUCGUCCUUAUUUUAUGCUCAAAUCUGUCAUCUAUAGGCCUCCAAAACAAGGGUUUUCCUCUCUUUGGACGCAGUAGGCAGAGAGAGCUCUUGUUUUCGUGCAAAAAUGGCGCUUUAACGUUUUAAACAAUGUAAAUGAUAUACUUAAAGCGCAAUUAGCGAGGAACGACAUACCACAAAAUACUGAUUACGUCUCAGUUCGUGUACACCUAGCGUAGAGACAUGUCAACCUUUUCCUCUUACAUUGACCACAAAAUGUAUACAUCCGAGGAAGGAACAUGUGCUAAACAGAUGCGAUGACACGUAAAUCAUAAACUCUAGUUGUUAAGAUGAAUAAAUUUAGAGCGAUAACUAUCAACACAACAAACUAAGCAGAAUCAGGAUUGUAGGUAGGGGAAACCGACACCGAUAAGAAGCGUAAAUAGUGAACAAUACAUGUACGCGUUCGUGCACAACAAACCUUCGUUCAUGACUAGAAGCAUAGAAGCUCUAUUGCUACGCCAGUUGGUGAAUUGUGUAGCCGAAACUGUUUCCUAAAACCACGCAGGAGCUAUUUUGCUACAACAGUGACCAGCGUGUGUGUGUGCAUGCUGGCUUGAACAUAAUUUCGUCAAUGGAUCGCAAGACGACCAUUCAACCGUACGUGGGUUGCACUUACGCUGAAAUACGGUGGCUUCAAUUAGCUUGGGAACGUGGCGCAUGUUCUUUCAAAAGUAAUUGAAAAUUUAUCCUGAUUGGAGGAAGAGCCGUGCCUCAAUUUUUUUUUGCAACUCUAUUCCAUUCGAUGUUACACCAACAAAAGCUUGUAGCAUUUACUAUAUGUUUUCUCUAAAUAGUUAUAAUCGAGAAUGAUUGACCACAGAUGUUGUUGAUAUUAAACCAAAUAUUAAACAACUUCUGUCCAGUUAACAGUAAUUUGCUUUUUUGCGGGAACGAUCGCAAAGAAAUGAGCACAUACAGGCUCAAGUUGAUUUAAGUUUUGUAAAACAAAAUGUACCAACUGUCGAAUCACGGCACGCGCGCCGCGUUCUAUCUAAAGCAUGAUUUCUCUUCUCUCCAGACUCAGCUUCAGUAGCGCAUGAAACAACGUUUCGUAUAAAAGUACACCUUUCCUCACUUGGUAUGAGACGAGGAAAUGGAAUAAGAGUUUGAAAAAGAUAAAUUUAGAAGUUUAUUAUAAACUAGUAUUUCAACUCUUCUUUUACUGACGACUUUUUCACACACAAUUUGCGCUUCCCGUGGCAUAUGUUUUGCAAGCCGGUAAGAAAAUUAUCAUAGAAGAGAUAUCCUGAAUGUGCAGCAAUUAGGUCGCCGUGUUAGCAAAAGAGCAGAUACAUGUGAAGCAUUUGUUUUUAAUUACCGCAAAACGUUGGAAGAUGACUACAACACCUGCACGAAUGGCUCGUAAAUGUUUUAGCUGUAAGUUUGUGGUAGCCAAUAUUGAACUUUGACAGGCUGCAACUAAAUCUUUGUCCCUUAUUGCGCACGCAUAGACUGAGAAUUAUCGAAAUGUUUCGCAUAAAACAAUGACUCAGUCUUAGAGAACUUCCAGUGGAUUUGUAUGUCACUUGGCACCUUCGAAUGCAUAACUAUAACGAUACUAAAUAAAAUCUUACAAAACCAACCAUUAUCUGUACCUGGUUAUGAUUGUCUAGUUAUAUUUUCGUAAAAACAGACAAUGCAUUGGGAAUUUGUAUAAUACUUCCUAUUUCCUCUUUACAGUACAAACCAAGACAUAACUCCACUGAUGAAAUUCUGCAAGGUGCAACGCCAUGCCACACUACGUGUGCUCUUCAGUACUUGAAUAAGUAGUACAGUCCUAACGCACCGACGACCGUAUGCUAGCCUUGGGAGAGCAUUUUUAUAUUUAAAGUAGGGUACUUGGAUUAGUACUGGUGCUUCACAGGAGAACCUUAGCCUGGCAUGAUGUCUUGCCGUGAGCUUUACUUCGAACACAUUCGCAGAAUCGUUGCGUCAUCACGCUUGGGAAAGCAAUCAAUCGCAAGGACACAAUCACACCACAGGAGAGCUGCUCAUAUGAAUAUGUACGUCUGUUUGGCCGGAGGCGCGAGUUUUAUCUUUUCUGCACAGCAAAGCUAGUUCCGCCACCGGCUCAGGAGAAAAACAACCCGGACCGGGAACCAAAUUAAUCGCAGUCAAUGCCACAAAAUAAGCGCUUUGUCGAAUUUUGUAUCGCAGGGCGAUUAGUGGUCUCCCGAAUGUCAAGGCCACGAUGCUACCGCAAGGAUGAAAAGCCAGAGCAUAACUAUAUCCCCCCUCACUAUGAGCACAGAAAGUUUUCGUGCAUUACGUUUGAGUAAGUACACCUACCUAUUCGCAUCCUACACUAGAGAGCAUAUUAAAGUGGUCCGUUUUCUCGGCCUGCCGAGCCUGCGGUGGAGGACGGCAUCACAAUGUUCGCGCACUCAUAGUGCAGAAACGGCAAAAUCCGAUCAUAAAGCCAUCCACCUUAUCGGCAAAUGUUUGAUGGACUUAGUGAUACGGUGGAUGCUAUUAGUCAUUGAUUCGGUUUUUGUUAUAAAUUAAUGACAUUAUCUUUCUUAUGUUACGGGGGUCGGUUUAUUGGUAACAGGAUCAACAACCGUGCUAGUCCGUUCUGCCAGAGUACUAGGACAGCAUUGGUAACAAGAUGGCAUUACGAGGAGUCACUACAAAUGCUUACGAGGAAGUGCUGGGCUUAUCAUACCCGCCGUAUUCACCCAAGUUUCAUGGGCUGUUGGUGAUAGAUGGCAUUAAAAGUGAAGCAUUGCAUUGAACAACGCUAAAAGUGGCAGAAAAUUACAAAAUUUCGUAAAAAACGUAAACCUCUGGACGGUUACUGAAGUUGGUUUCUCACAACACACAGUAUUGAACGAGAACUGUGGCCCAAAUACCAGCGCUUCUAAAACGUUCUCGUUGCCCAACGCUGAACGUUCAAUUCCAAGGCAUAUUAUGGCGUAGUGAUUGCAACAACAACGAAAUACUUGAAUGCUGCGUCCUGACCCGGCCUAUUUCUCCGGUUGCUGCUACGUCACCUGCUCAGCCCUGGAGCUGGAGUUAGUAAGAACCAACACGCCGUAGACAGAUUGCUAUGCAGUAGCUGCAGUACAUACGAAAUUCCCCGGAAGAGGUCGCCAGACCGUGAUCAAAGCGAACAAAGACGCAAAGGGGUUUUCAACCUUAAAGAUGCCUCAAGCAUCGUGACCAAUGUGCUAUCCGAUAUCAUCGGGAAUGUAAGUAAAGUUGCCCACAAUACGUUUGCAUGACUUCGUAAGGGCACUAAUCCUAAAGCUUCUCGCCUACAGGUUUACCAAGUAUUUGCACUUCGUAAAUCUCUUCUCCUCAUCUAUAUGAUUGUGUUUCUUCUUGUACUAUUAUUGUUACGACCCGGUUCAAACGGCCGAUUAAAGAAAGUAUUCGAAUCCUGUUGCAAAUAGACAUCCACAACACACAAGGGCUAGAAAAUCGUCGCGAAACGCGAUUCAUAGUGGUGUUCACACAUGUGUUGGCUUUCAUCAAUAAUUGAUUAGGCAUCGGGUUGCCGGAAACAUGAACCUCAGUAUUUUUAUAUCUACAAACAGUUUUGUACCAAUUUGACGUCAGCUGACAUUAUUUUGUAGAAUUAACGAACGUUAUUUCUGUUACGAACAGUUCACUACUCACGUAUCUUUGAUCUUACUUUUAGUGUCCCGAGAUUCUACGAUGAAAAAAGCUCCUCAGGGAGUGUUUGUCAACAAAGGUGUUUUUACUAAAUGACUACUAACUUAAACUUCCUCCCAAAAGCACACAUGCAGCAGUUUGCGGCGGAGAGGCGGAGAGUCUUCGGCGGGGUAACUAUAAGGGCUAUCAAAUAACGUGAAUUGUAACAUCAAAUAAUUUAUUGCUUCAUUGUUUCGUAAUAAUUUCGCUCUGCUCACAAAUGUAAACGAAAGAUUCCAAUGUGUUUCGAUUCACAGAAAUCGAUACGAUUCCGUGUAACUGUUUACGCGGUGCAAACAAAAUGUGAUAAACUCGUAUAUUAGUAAUUAGAUAACUCGCGGAUAGUGUGUGCCAGUUGUUGGUGUGAAUGAAUUGGUUAUUGAAGAGAUCGAUCCACCCGAAUAACAUUUGCGGGUGGAUUGGUCGAAGGAUGUUUAAUAAAACUGUCCAAAUGUGCCCAGCAGCAUCCAUCCCCGGUGGUAGUAGCCAAAGAACGAUACGUGUCAUAGCAAAACACAAAACCGUGGAGGGACGCAGAGGAUCGAUGUUCAAAAACGAUUGCUCGUCAGGGCCAUUUCGAACAUCGUGCUCGGCCCCAAUUCUGUUUAGUUGUUUUAACACACCCCUCUAUGCACUCGGAGAUGGUAACCACCGGGAACUUGCUGUUGUGCCGUUUGACUCAAAUCAAAAUUAUACUGACUUUCAUUUCCUCUUUUCUAUUACAUUUUUCCACCGCUCCGUCAUUUAUUACGUAACGCGGAUGGCGAUCGAUGUCCGUCCGCUCUGGUCUGUACUCUUUGGGGUUUCGUUCCUUCGCUUGCUGGUCUGUUAUUCGUUCCACCACACGCGGGUACACCCAUCGGUUUCUUCCGGUUCUCUGUGGCUCUCGGCACUCCGGUGUUACGGUGAUGUUGUUUGUAUUACUCCGCUUGCACGCGAAUCGGUGGUGACGCGUUAAAAGACACCUUCGACGAUGAACGGUACUAUCAGGCGAUCACACCUAC